This is a messenger RNA of Durotheca rogersii, 1103 nucleotides long. RefSeq lists its product as uncharacterized. NCBI's taxonomy places the organism in Eukaryota, Fungi, Ascomycota, Sordariomycetes, Xylariales, Xylariaceae. The transcript has a single exon. The coding region runs from base 137 to 802 and encodes 221 amino acids. The record is from RefSeq and is a predicted model, not a curated record.
CAAGUGGUGUGCUGGAGAUAAACAAGCAAAUGUCUCCCCAACACAGUGCCAGUGGCGGCGGCGGGUACGGUAACCCGGGUGAUUAGAUCUUUCGACCUGUCGACCCUGAGGACAUACACAGACGAGAGGAUAUCAGAUGGCAGGCGAGGGUGUUAUUUUUGACUCUCGACGAGGUGCGGUAAUCGCCGCAGCUCCUUCUCCAGACGCGAAGCGCAAGAUGCACGAGUGCUGUCGGGGUCGAGGAUCUGAUGCGAUUCGACGACAACGACGGCGGGUACUCAGUCUCUCGCGGCGACGGUAUCGGGGGGAGGGCGGCUCAGACGCGGUGCACCAGAUCGCCUAUUUCCUAGGCCCUAGUUUUCUCUUCUUGGAAUCUCGUUUUCUAUUGGUCUAUCUUGUUCUGGCUACACUGCACUGGGACGUGUGCGGCGUGGUAGGUAGGGAGGGUUGGAGGAUAGCCGGCGCUCCCGAUGCGACGACUCGAGUCCUAGAGAGGCGACGACAACGAACACAAAGGCCUAGCGGAGGCGGUGUUCCAGGUGUUGCGGCUGCCGUCGAAGUAGGCUUUAGUCAAACGAACGAGAGCGGCCAACGGGUGGAGCGGCUUGCGACGUGUCCGGGGAGACGAUGGCUCCCUGGAGAGACGAGGCCGGUAGGAAGUGACUUGCGGGCGGUGGAUGGGGGGGGCGGGGAGGGAACACGAGAGGCAGACUUCAGCACCAGUUAUGAUGCCGAAAAUGUGGUGAUGAUGAUGGAGGAGAGCGAGGGCAGAGGGCGUGCUCAGGAAGGGCUCUUUUUAUAGCUGGGAGAAACGUGGGGUGGAGAGGGGGGUGAGAGCGGAGGAGGGGCAGGGUGCGGGCGCAGGAGUACGUACCCUCUCUCGAAUAAUCCACCAGAAGAGAAUAAGGAGGGCAGAUCCAAUGGCAGUGACUGAGAGAGAGGCAGAAGAUAAGAGAUAAAGAAAGCACAAAUAUUAUGAAUACCGGUCAGGUGCAGCGGCUGGGUUCACGCGAGAGACACCGUGGCUGGAGCGGCGUGGCUGGUGUGGCUGGACGGAGGUGAUCAAGAUUUGAUGAGAGGGACCGUCGGUCAGGGCUUCCAGG